UAGAGGGAGACUGGUGGGGUUUUGAGGGAGAACACCAUGGCUUCAGAGCCGGGGCUGACUGCGAUGCUGCUAUGGACUAUAUCACUACAAGCUCUAGGCACCGCAGGAACUAACAGCAAUGAAGUGAAUCUACUGGACACGACAACGAUCACAGGAGACUGGGGGUGGCUCACAUAUCCGUCGCAUGGGUGGGAUGCCAUUAAUGAGAUGGACGAAUACUUCAGCCCCAUCCACACGUACCAGGUAUGCAACGUGAUGAGCCCCAGCCAGAACAACUGGCUGAGGACAGGCUGGAUCCCUCGAGACGGAGCCAGAAGGAUCUACAUCGAGGUCAAGUUCACACUGAGAGACUGCAACAGCAUGCCUGGAGUCCUGGGCACCUGCAAGGAAACUUUCAACCUGUACUACUAUGAGUCUGACCGAGCAGUCGGCUCGGCCAUAAGAGAAAAUCAGUUCAUUAAGAUUGACACCAUCGCCGCCGACGAGAGCUUCACCGGGGUGGACCUGGGCGUCCGCAGGCUCAAGCUCAACACUGAGGUGCGAGGCGUCGGCCCUCUGAGCAGACGAGGUUUCUACCUGGCCUUCCAGGACAUCGGGGCGUGCAUCGCCCUGACCUCGGUGCGGGUGUACUACAAACGCUGCGUGGGCGUGAGCCGCAACCUGGCGGUGUUCACGGACGUGGUGACGGGCGCCGACUCCUCCUCUCUGGUGGAGGUCAGGGGUCAGUGUGUGGACCACGCCGAGGAGAGGGACACGCCUAAGAUGUACUGCAGCGCCGAGGGCGAGUGGCUGGUGCCCAUCGGCAGGUGUGUUUGCUCCGCGGGAUUCGAAGAGCACCGAGACUCCUGCAUAGCCUGUGAGGUGGGUUUCUAUAAGCCGGUGGCGGGCGACGGAUUGUGUGGUAAAUGUCCUCAACACAGCCACUCAGAAACCAGAGCCGCCCUCUCCUGCCCCUGUGACUCCAGCUACUACCGAGCAGCAGAUGACCCUGCAGCAGCCUCGUGCACCCGCCCGCCGUCGGCUCCAGUGAGCGUCAUCUCCUCGGUCAACGGGACGUCAGUGAAUCUGGAGUGGAGUCGCCCGCUGGACACCGGGGGCCGCAGCGACCUGCAGUACAGCGUGCUGUGUCAGAAGUGCUCGGGGGAGGGAGGGCCCUGCGAGGACUGCGCCUCCUCGGUCCGUUUCAUCCCCCGCCAGGCCGCGCUGACGGAUCCCUGGGUGACGGUGCUCAACCUGGUGGCCCACUCCAACUACACCUUCCGCAUCCUGGCCAUGAACGGCGUGACGCACCUGAGCAACGAGCCCCCGCCUUACGUCUCGGUCAACAUCACCACGAACCAGGCAGCCCCCUCCGAGGUGUUAGCGAUCCGCCAGGAAAACGCCAGCCAGAACAGCGUGACUCUGCUGUGGCACGAGCCCGACCAGCCCAACGGAGUCAUCCUGGAGUACGACAUCAAAUACUAUGAGAAGGAUAAUGAGGAGCAGAGCUACUCCACUCUGAAAUCUAAAGGCACAAGCGCCCGGGUCUCUGGGCUGAAGCCUGGUACCAAGUACAUCUUCCAGGUCCGAGCCAGAACAUCAGCAGGCUGCGGACGCUUCAGCCAGAAUGUGGAGAUUCAGACUGGGAAAGCAGCUCCUCUGCGCUACAACACCAUGACCAUCAUCUGGAUCUGCAUGGCCCUGGUGUCCGGCCUGGUCACCUUCCUGGCCAUCAUCAUCUGCAGGAAACGGCAAGGCUACACUUUACCACACUACCCGUCGCUGCUACACUGUGGCUACAGCAAGGCCUUCCAGGACUCUGAUGAGGAGAAAAUGCAUUACCAGAAUGGCCACGUGUCAUUCCCCGACGCGAGGUUCUAUAUUGACCCGCACACGUACGAGGACCCCUGCCAGGCAGUCCACGAAUUUGCCCGAGAAAUUGAAGCUUCCAGGAUCAAAAUAGAGAAAAUCAUUGGUUCAGGUGAGUUCGGGGAGGUGUGUUAUGGACGCAUGAGGCUCCCGGGGAAGAGGGACAUCCCGGUGGCCCUGAAGACCCUGAAAGCAGGAUACACCGAAAAGCAGAAGAGGGAUUUCCUGGCCGAGGCGUCCAUCAUGGCCCAGUUCGACCACCCCAACGUCAUCCGCCUGGAGGGAGUGGUGACCCAGAGUAAACCGGUGAUGAUCAUCACAGAGUACAUGGAGAAUGGCUCUCUGGACUCUUUCCUUAGGAGACACGAUGGUCAGUUUACCGUCAUCCAGCUGGUGGGCUUGCUGCGCGGCAUCGCAGCCGGUAUGACCUACCUGGCUGACCUGGGCUACAUCCACCGAGACCUGGCAGCCCGCAACAUCCUGGUCAACAGCAACCUGGUGUGUAAGGUGUCUGACUUCGGUCUGUCCCGAGUCUUGGAGGACGACCCCGAUGCGGCAUACACCACCAGUGGCGGGAAGAUCCCUAUCCGCUGGACGGCGCCGGAGGCCAUCGCCUACAGGAAGUUCUCCUCCUCCAGCGACGUGUGGAGCUAUGGCGUGGUCAUGUGGGAGGUGAUGUCCUACGGAGAGCGGCCAUACUGGAACCUCACCAACAGAGAUGUGAUCAAAUCCGUGGAGGAAGGCUACAGGCUGCCUGCUCCUAUGGGCUGUCCUGGACCUCUACACACACUCAUGCUGGACUGCUGGCAGAAGGAUCGCAACGAGAGACCACGCUUUUGCCAAAUAGUCACCGUUCUCGACAAGCUAAUCCGCAACCCAGAGAACCUGAAGUCCAUGGACACGCUCUGCAGUCCUCCUCUGAUGGAGAGAGCUAUCCCAGACUUCAGUAGCUGUAACUCAGUAGAUGAGUGGCUGGACACUAUAAAGAUGGGUCGCUACAAGGACCACUUUGCUGCGGGGGGGUAUCACACCCUAGGACACGUUAUAGGCAUGAACCAAGGGGACAUCCAGAGGCUCGGGGUGACGUUGAUGGGCCACCAGAAGAAGAUCAUGACCAGCGUCCAGCUCAUGAGGGCGCAGGUCCUCAACAGGAGCGUGCCGUCGGUGCACGUAUAACUCCAGCGCCCAGGUUUCUAAGGCCCUCUGCUUAAACCUAGAAACCCUGGCUUCUGAGGCCUAAAGGAACUCCAUGGGAAUCGAGCUGAUCGAAGAAAUAGUCGGGAGAAGAGGAUACGUGGGAACUUUUCGAGACUUUUUCCUCGGGAGAUUGAUCUGAGAACAAAACAUGAAAGGUUCGAAAUAUGGAUCAAGUGUACGUGACUUCUUCGGGACAAUUCCAACCUUUUUUUUUUUUUCCUAUCUGAUUACAUUUUAUGAGUUUAAAUGUCUUGUUUAUAAAUGGAAAAGACUGCCUUAAUCUCCACAAAUUAUUUUGAUUUUGUUGUCUACAAAGAGAAGAUAAUUUAUCAAACAGGAAUUUAUCAGAGUAAUAUGAUUUACUGAACCGGGCAAUUGCAAGUAUGUGGACUCUACGUAGAAGCUGAGGGAGGGGGAAGGUGUUUUCAGAUGUGUAAAUGACACACACCGUCUCUCCAGUAAAAUCCUGAGGAGAACAAGCCUGAGAAAAAAGGCUUGAAUCAGAAAAGUGGAGAAAAGCAAGAUAGGGCUCACCCGUCUCUGCAGUGAAGGAGACCGUUUCACCCCAGGCUAUUAAUACCAACAGGCACAUUUCUCCACCGUCCAACCUUGAUGAGCGACCCCAGGAGAGCCCCGGAGCCCUCUGCCCAGUUGGAAGCUGCGCAGCGCACAACUACUGUACUUUGAAAAUGUGUAUGAUUCAGUUAUAGUUCACUUUAUUCUACAGUCUUAUUACGCUAUUAGAGGCUUUGCAGUCGGAUCCCAGCGCUGGAGCCGUCAUGGAGGUCCAUCGGUGAAUUGGCUGUGUGCUUAUAAUGGAUAAACAUCCAGCAUAACAACUGAGAUUCCUUAAAAAAUAUGUGGAGAUAAUAUUGUCCGAUAAAACUGAGGUUACAGUGGCACAAUCUUGUCUUAAGCUCCAGUCUUAACUCCGAAACAGUGAGCAGUUGUUUUAUUAUUUAAUUUAAUUUAAUUUAAUUUAAUUUAAUUUUGUUUUAUUUUAUUUUAUUUUGCUGUUGGUUUUGUUACUUAGCUAAAAAGGCAGCAGCCAUUAAAGAUUAAACAAUGCCACUGAUAUUCGCCUCACCUAAAUAUAUUCAUAGACAUGGAACAGUACAACUAUGAAGAUGAUGACCUCGUACUUCAGUGAAUGAAAUGAAAGCACCGCUGGUCAUUGUGCAGGACCAUAAAGGGGUGGCUAAGAUUCAGGAACCUUAUUUCAUGGAUUCUGGUGAUGUUUUAAGCAUAUACUAAAUGCAUAAAACACAUUUUUGAGCUGUAAUAAUACAGAAAAAAACUGCAUCUAUGUCUUUUCAUUGCCUGUAGAAAGUUAUUAUAUUUGAAAGAUACAAAUUUGUUAAUUAUUUCACUAUUUAGGAUCUACAAAUAACAUCAGGAAGAUGGAAGGAAUCCACAGACAAGCCUACAUCUGACCAAAAUAACAAUAUUAUAAUAUUACCAGGUUACACAUGUGCCAAACGGGAGCAGGUGCAUCUUACAACGCCUUAAACAAUGACUGUUUUUUGCCCAAAUUAAAUAAAUCGCUGGCAAAAGAAAAAAAAAAGGAAAAAAAAAGAAAAGAAAAAGGAUAUUGGUGUGAACGCCUGUCUCUCCUUGACUCCCAGCCAAGGCAGGAGCAAUAUUGUCUGACCGGCAGUGUUUGCGGUGAAGACGAAAGUUUUGUUGCUUUGUUGAAACAGCAGUGAUUGCGUUGGGCCAAGAAUUUUUUUUUUUCUUUUUUCUUAAACAUACAAGAUAUUUAUUUCCCCCGGGAGCUAAAAUGUUGUCAAAAUGAUUGUUUCAAAAAGAAGAAAUAUGGGAUUGUCCUGGAAAACAACCGUUAACGGCAUGAUUUAGGAACUCAUUUAUUUAUUGAAAGGUGUUUCAAAUGAGAAUAUGCAGUUUAUGGAGUGGUGGCAUCACUGUGGGCUGGUUAGUUCUCCUGUUCCAUGUCUGUGCUGACCAGUGGGCAAAUUAGAUGUACAAUAGAUCAACGUACACACAAAAUCAAUCAAUCAAGCGAUAAAUGAUCAAUUCCAACUCAGACAUUAAUCACAUCUAUCUGCAUAAUUCACAGUUCACAGCGACUGUUACACAUGGACCUCCAAUAUGGCCGCGGCAGCGUGCGCUUUGUCACCAGAAAGCCUUCGAUUCUCGUGGCAUUUAUUAACAAAAUGGCACAUAACAUUGUUUAAUUUGAUGGGACAUACUUUCAGGAUCAAAGUCAGCAGCACUAAUACAAUUUGGUGCAAUAUAAUAUAUAUAUAUUUUUUUUGUCAUUGCUGGGGAAAUAUUAAUAUUACCGGGAGGGGAAUAAGCUAAGCAGACUGUAAAAUAAAGUGUUACCCGAUUUAAUGUGAUUACACUGUUUUGCCUCAGUGUUAAUGAAAAGGUAAAAAAGGAACAUGUAAGUAGAAUGUUUGUAUCUAAAUGCUCUGAAAAAUACAUAAUCAGCCCUAAUUUAUCCCCCGUCCCCCCCAGUGCCAUCAAGAGAAUGUCUUUUCUUGUGCACCUCGGUAGGUUUUCCUCUAGAUGGUUGAUGUCUCUUUUUAUUAGAGAAGAACCUCAUGAUAUUUCUUGAAUAUGUAUUAUAGUGGCAUUUCACUAAUGGUUCCAAUCUUUUUGUUUUGUUUUGUUUAUUUUGUUUUUUUCCCCCCUUAGGAUGCUUUUGAGGACACUGGACUUGAAUAGAAAACCCAUAUUUUAUAAAUUUAGGAUAUGUUUUUGCUAGAUGAAUUGAUUUAUAAUGUAUACAGCGAGUUCAGUCACUGGAAGGAAGAAGAAGAAGAAGAAGAUGA
Molecule: messenger RNA, 5843 nt
Organism: Myripristis murdjan (pinecone soldierfish)
Lineage: Eukaryota; Metazoa; Chordata; Actinopteri; Holocentriformes; Holocentridae
Gene: epha8
Product: eph receptor A8
Exons: 21
Coding region: 37-3024 (995 amino acids)
Biological process (GO): protein phosphorylation; axon guidance; ephrin receptor signaling pathway
Cellular component (GO): dendrite; plasma membrane
Molecular function (GO): protein binding; ATP binding; transmembrane-ephrin receptor activity
Source: RefSeq, a predicted model, not a curated record